AUGGCUCGAGCAAUGGAUAGUAAUUCAGAAUCUGAUUUGAAUUAUCUAAUUGAUUGCAUGUAUUUUAUAAAUGGCCAUUGCAAUUUAAACGAUAAUUGUCAUUAUCGUCAUUGUCGUGAAGCUGUUCAACAAACAAAGAAUUGUACAAAAUGGCCAAAAACAUGUCGUAAUAUUACAUGUCCUUAUCGACAUGGUGCAAUAACAUUUCAAGCAGUUAAAAAGAACCAAUCACAAAUACCAGAGACACUACUGACUCAAUCUUGUCAACCGCAACCGCAACCACAAGUAUUACCAAUAACACGACAAGAAGGUUUUAUAAGUUUCUUUUGGGAUUACGAAAAUGUUCCUAUACCUAAAGGACAAAAGCCUUUUGAUAUUGUUCAACGUGUUCGAAAAAAACUAGUUGUUGAAUCUGGUUUACAAGAAGCUGCUUUUUCUUGUUUUUGUAAUACUAAUACAAUAUCUCAAGACAAUCAACAAAGUUUACAUCAUGCAACUGUUCGUAUUAUUCAUGUACCUGAUCGAAAACCAGGUGCAGUCGAUCGACAAAUCAUGCUAGAAUUAGAUCGUUUUGAACGUGUUCAUCGUCCACCUGCUACUGUCGUCUUGAUUUCUGGUGAUAUUGAUUUUGUUGGAAAAUUAAGUGAUCUUCGUCAUCAAGUUGGAUUUCAUGUUAUUGUUAUACACAAUAAACCAGCUAAAGAAGAAUUAAAAGCAACUGUAAAUGCUCAUUAUCCAUGGGAAUUAUUUACUCAACAACAACAACAACAACAACAAAAACAGCAACAAUCAGUAAAGAUACCAAAUCAGUUAGAUCCGACUAGAAUUGAACGGCCAAAUCGAAUACGUCAUACAAGUAGUUCUAAUAGUUUACGUCGCAGAGAUCCAUCACCAGGUUCAUCUAAUAGACAAGUACCAAUUGUUAAUAAUCAAGAUAUAAAAAAACAAAAAUGUCCAAAAUGUCCAAGUGAAUUUGAAUCCGUUCAAAAUUUACAACAACAUCAAAAUACGAAAAAUCAUUUAUUCAAUUGUCCUGUUUGUAAUGAAAUUUUUUUUUCAUUAACAAGUCAAAUUCAACAUCAAAAAGAUAAAAAACAUUAUGUUCAUGAUUUUAAAUGCAAUCAAUGUAAUAGAUAUUUUUCUAAACUUGAAAGUUUGAAUCAACAUCAACAAGCUACUGGACAUAUAUCAUCAUCGAUGCAAUCAACAGACAAUAAAGAAUUUGCUCUUCAGACAACUUCACCAACAUCAUUAGCAUUUAAUAAUCAUGAUAAUAAUAUGAAUGAUCAAGAUCCUCUGAUAAUUAUUCUGGAAGGUAUUGAAGCCAUAAAACAAUAUUAUGAAAAGCGUGCUUUAAGAAAUGAUUGA
Rotaria sp. Silwood2 is the source of this 1368-nucleotide messenger RNA. Lineage: Eukaryota; Metazoa; Rotifera; Eurotatoria; Philodinida; Philodinidae. The record is from the annotation of a GenBank genome assembly.